AUGCUGCAGGAAGAGCAAAAAGGAAAGGGAACACGAGAACAAACGGCAGCGGAAAAACGGACACGCCCCUACAGCACGCUUCAGUGCAGUUCAGUCCUGGAGCGGAACGGUCAGCGGCCCCACAAGCGUCUCAUUGCCAAGCUGAGCGGUGUUUGGGUGAGGCAGGGUUAUCGUGGGGCGGCGGAGUGGGGAGUGGGCUUGGGCGGAGCCACUCGUAGCGAAGAGGUCGACAGAGGAGGACACGUGCCCUCCGCCGAAGGAACCCCGGAGCGGACGGCGUCACAUCAGGAGAGAGAGUUUGGUCUGGGGAAGGAAGAGAGAGGUUGGGACAACUUCAGUUCGAGAGGACAUGUCACUCCUGCUUGA
Molecule: messenger RNA, 366 nt
Organism: Fusarium verticillioides 7600
Lineage: Eukaryota; Fungi; Ascomycota; Sordariomycetes; Hypocreales; Nectriaceae
Exons: 1
Coding region: 1-366 (121 amino acids)
Source: RefSeq, a predicted model, not a curated record